Messenger RNA from Colletotrichum spaethianum, 180 nucleotides. Its product is annotated as thiol-specific monooxygenase. The record is from RefSeq and is a predicted model, not a curated record. The transcript has 2 exons. The coding region runs from base 1 to 180 and encodes 59 amino acids. NCBI's taxonomy places the organism in Eukaryota, Fungi, Ascomycota, Sordariomycetes, Glomerellales, Glomerellaceae.
AUGGGCGGCGAACGCAAGAUUAAGUCCGUUGCCAUCAUUGGGGCUGGUGCUGCAGGCGCUGUUACUGCUGCCGCGUUCAAGGCUGAGAACUACUUCGAGAGGAUUCAGGUCUUCGAACGGCGAGAGUCUGCUGGCGGAACAUGGUAUUCUGUCUUGAUACAAGUCCGCGAAAGCCAAUGA